AUGGAGGUUAAUGAGAUUAUUGCAUGGUGCAGAGAGAAAAGCGUUGAGUUGGACAGAGUUCUUAUUUUAAGCAAGGUGCCUACAGACUGUGAUGACAGAGUAGUCUAUGAUGUGCUGGAUACUGUUCUGGGGAUUGGGAAAUGCAAAGUGCUUGAUCGUCACUCUGAUGAAACUAAGCAAUAUCAGUUUAUUUUGAUUGAAAUAGCUUGUAGCAUCUCCGAUAUAUCUAUUCCUACAGAGAUUGGAGGACCUGAGGUUGGUCCCUGGUACACGCAGGUCGUUCAUGUAGCAGCUGAACCCCCUAAGCAGAGAGAGGAAGAGUUCCAGUCUAAAUUGAUCUCUUUCCUCCAAAAAGAGGGCAAAUCAUUAGCUGACAUCCCAAGUGUUGUUUCCCCUGCACCUGACCUCAACACUAAAUUAGUUGAUGCCAUAAACUCUCUUGUCCAAACGUGUCAUGUGGCUUCAUCAGAGGAGAGAGUGGGAUACAGAAGGCUGCGUCCUUUCUCAGGAUUCAUACCAACUCCUCCUGGGGAAGAUGAGUAUGAGGUUUGGGUAGAGCAGACUACCCACAUUCUGGAAGAAUGGCAGUGUUCUGAUAAUAUCAAGAAGCAGAGACUUGUAGAGUGUCUCAGAGGUCCUGCAGCCGAUAUUGUUAGAUUUGAAAAGACUGGAAACCCAACUGCUACUUUCAGUGAUUAUCUCAGUGUGCUAGAGUCAACAUUUGGCACUACUGAGGAUGCUGCCGAUUUGAUGUUAAAGUUUCGGAGCACUUACCAGAAUGAGGGAGAAAAGCUCUCCGCCUACAUACUGAGGUUGGACAGGAUGUUGCACAGUAUGCUAAGGAAGAAAGGCAUAGAAUAUUCUGCCCUGAAUCAUCUUCGAAUCGCGGCAGAUUGUCAGAGGUGCCCUGUCAAGUGA
Messenger RNA from Puntigrus tetrazona (Sumatra barb), 918 nucleotides. Its product is annotated as paraneoplastic antigen Ma1 homolog. Lineage: Eukaryota; Metazoa; Chordata; Actinopteri; Cypriniformes; Cyprinidae. Bases 1 to 918 code for a protein of 305 amino acids. The transcript has a single exon. The record is from RefSeq and is a predicted model, not a curated record.